UCAAGGGGCGUGGCUUUCAUCCACAGUCGGCUUAUGAACCUUAUGGGAAGCCGCUAGCCAGAAGAAACGUUGCUGCCUCUUUUUCCCAUCUGCUGGAAAGCUCAUCGGGCAAGAUGGCGGAACGGAGUGUACAACUAAUGUUAUUACUCAUCCAGGGUUGCAGUAUUCUGGCUGUAGAACUGAGCACCAGCAACCAAAAUCCUGUGGUGCAAGAACAUCAGAGUGUUGAGCUGUCCUGUAUUAUUACCAGCACUAAAACAAAUGAUCCCAGAAUUGAAUGGAAGAAAAUCAAGAAUGAUGAUGCAGAUUAUGUAUACUUUGAAAAUCACAUCCAAGGUGACCUAAAAGGCAGAGCUCGCAUACAGUCAAAAAGCUCUCUCUUUAUUCAAAAUACCAGCCGAACAGACAACGGAAAGUACAGAUGUGAAGUGGCUGCUCUUGGUGAUGACAAAAAGAUAGCAGAAAUUUACAUCUUCUUGACUGUACAAGUGAAGCCAGUAAUUCCGCAAUGUAGAGUGCCUAAAGCUGUCCCAGUGGGCAAAUCUGCUGUACUUCAUUGUCAAGAGAAUGAGGGUUACCCAAGUUCUGUGUAUCGCUGGUACCGCAACAGUGAAGCUCUACCUGAUGACUCAAAAUCAACUUUGAAAUUCCAGAACUCAUCCUUUACACUUGACCCUAAAUCAGGUACUCUGACAUUUACUGCAGUCAACAAAGGUGACAUGGGACGUUAUUAUUGCAUUGCAAGUAAUGAUGCUGGCUCGGCCAAGUGUGAGGAACAAGAGCUGGAAGUCUAUGACUUGAAUAUUGGUGGCAUCAUAGGAGGUAUUCUUGUUGUACUUCUUGUACUGGCACUGAUCACAGGAGGUAUUUGCUGUGCAUAUCGUAAAGGCUACUGUACAAGCAGCAGUAGAUCCAGUGGGCAGAGCUACAAGAACCCAGCAAAACCAGAAGGUGUCAAUUACAUGAGGACAAAUGAUGAGGGUGAUUUCAGACACAAAUCUUCAUUUGUCAUAUGAAAUGCCGUGAUAUAACAAGAAACUCUGGAGCGUUUCCCCCCCACCCCCAAACAAUUGCACUCCAAAGGUUGAAGGACAGUACAAAAGGAUAUGAACUAAAGAUAUUGCCAAAGUAUAUAACCAGUCCAUCCUCAGAACAGCUCUUGCCAUGUGGUGCACACAGACUUGGGAACGUUUGGCUCUGCUAAGGUUUAUGGAGAGAGAUGACAAUGACUGUUGAACAAAUGAGCUAUUGCCUUCAUGGUUAAGUACUGGCUUUGUAAUCUUCCAUCAACAGUAUUAAUAAGAUCACUGCCAAAAUGGAAAUGCCGGUGAACCUUCAGAAAGCAGAUACUGCAAUAGGAACUUUAUGCCUUGGUCACAUGGCACAGAGGCUUCUGGAACUGGCAUUUCUUCAACAUCCAUUCCUUUACACUGACACCAAAGCACAUAUGGCUCAGCUCUGCCACGACUUAACUCCUCCCCCCCAGUGUUAUACCUGAGGACUUGAACGCGUGUUUUGCUGCAGUGAAAUUUCCUUUUCAAGGCAUUUUAUUUUCAGAUUUUUUUUUGUGUGGAUCCAGUUUGGCGUUUAUCAUAUUUUUCUUUGCUAAUGCUUCAGUGGGUUACGAGUUUUGGUUAUGCAAAAAUUGCCCAAUCUGGAUUUGUUCUUCUGCACAAAAGAACAGCAGCAAAGGAUUUUGGGAUCACAAUAUAAACUAGGAAAUGAGCAACUUUUAAACCAGCAAGUGAAAGGAUGUUUUGGCUACUACGCAUUGAAGGAAUUGUACAUUGUGGUAAAAGGCUGGCCCUGUUUAUUGUGUACUCAAGUAGGUAGUAUAAGGACACAAAUGCAAUUUUGUCAUGAUAUUUUCAGGAUUUUUUGUAAAGUUUUUUCCUUACACGGUUUUCAUGUAAGUGUAAAUAUAGAACAAACCAAUUGUUCUACUGGCCAUUGAAGAGCUACAUUUGUAAUGAAAGUCCCAUGAUUUAAUGCUAUAAUUAUUUUAAACAAAGCCUUACAAUGGCUGUAUUUGCCACUGAUGCCCGCUUCACACAAUAUUACAUUGUAUCAUGGUUUUAUUCUAUUGUUCUAUAAGAUAAUAUGAAUGUGGUUAUCUAACUUCUCCUCAGUACACCAAUCUGUACUGUUUCAGAUUGCUCUCCCUGCAUCACAUGGGGCAUGAGAACGAAUGAGAGAAACUAUGCAUAGUGGCUUGAAGUGUUUGUAUGUAAUAUAAAGCCUCAUUGCAUAAUCUGCCAACAAACUCUGGAACUGCAAGAGGUCACCAUCUAAAGGGUUUCAUACAGUUUGUACUUAAUCAUAGGCUCAUUUUGUAGCCUGUUUGCAGAGCACUGGCUCUUAUUUAAGGUUCAUUUCUUCAUUUUGAAAGUACAUUUAUAAGGAGGUAGAAAGUAGCACUCAAAUAGCUCAUUAUAUUAAGCUGUGUGUAAAAAAAUAUGUAAAUUCAGCUGUUAAAAGCAGCAGCCACUUGAUGCUGUGUAUAAUUCCUGCCAACAGCAAUCGGCCAUUUUCGUGCCUGAAUCCCUAUUGCUUAAAUGGAUUAUGCUGUGUAUCAUAAAUGAAACUAGUUCUUUUUAAUGGUUUAUCUUGUGAGUCAAGGUGCAAGGUAUAAAAUCACAGCUAAGGAGAAAGAUACAGCUUUAUAAGUACACCAGCUAUUUUACACUGCUUUUUACAAUGUUUUUGUAUUGCAGUCAUGUUACAUAACUUAAUAGGCCACAAGUUAUUUUUUCCACAGAUAAUUUGGAUAUAAUUUAAACAAGUAAAAUGGUUUAAAGGACAAAAAGCACAUCCUUUUCUUCCCCUAGCCCUUUAUAACACACAGAACCAAUUUCAGCCCUCUCUUUAGCCCAUCAGACUUUUGUUCUUCCCCCAAGUCCAAGCUAAAUGCAGCCAUUGUAACCUUUCCUGGACAUUACUCCAGCAACUAGGGGUCAAUCUAUGCCAGCUUCAUGUUUGCAAAUACCUGUAGGCGAAGGCAUAUCUCCUGAGCACAACUGCUUUAACACAUUACCUUGGGAGAUUUGUAUCUGCCAAGUCUCCAUUCUAGAUCAUUCUAUGUACCGGUACUUGUUUAGCUGCAGCAUACAGUACGGAUGUCAUUGCUUCAAAUAGCCUGCAUUUAUUUAUCCUUAAAUUACACUGAAGUUUAAAGUGUAAUGGUUGCUUCAAGCACUAUUAGAAAUAAUAUUUUAUUUGUGACAAGUGGGCCACUUAUAUUGUUUUUUCAUUUUAAUGUAUUGGAUGUGAAUCUUAGUAAAUGGCAUAGGAUUCUUCCCUGGUAGGGCCAAGCUGCAAUUUUCUGUUUUCAUUUUUUGCAAUAAACCUAAAAUAGACUGUUGCCAAAAACGCUGAUUUAAAAUCAGUACUCAGUAGUGACCACUCUACAAACUCAUGACAGAGAGGGGUAAAUAAACAAAACUACACCCAGUGGAGGAAAAAAAAAAAAAAA
This is a messenger RNA of Xenopus tropicalis (tropical clawed frog), 3472 nucleotides long. RefSeq names its product junctional adhesion molecule 3 (gene jam3). The transcript is spliced from 9 exons. Gene Ontology annotation, biological process: cell adhesion. NCBI's taxonomy places the organism in Eukaryota, Metazoa, Chordata, Amphibia, Anura, Pipidae. Gene Ontology annotation, molecular function: protein homodimerization activity; protein heterodimerization activity. Gene Ontology annotation, cellular component: bicellular tight junction; plasma membrane. The record is from RefSeq and is a predicted model, not a curated record. Bases 114 to 1016 code for a protein of 300 amino acids.